AUGUUUGCUUUUUGGAGACAGAUCAAGCAACUGGCGUGGGGGAGUAAAGGGUCAGAUACAAAAGGGGGUGCGCUAUUGAGAUCUUUCAGUUCACUGAAAUACUUGUUAUCCGGCGACAACAUUGAAAAGAUAAAAAGAGUAGAUUUGUCAAAUGCGUUAAAACAUACUUCUAAACUAAAGGUCACGGACCAGGAAAUUGCUACGUUAGAUGAAGAUCUUGAUUUGUCGUCCAGGUUCAAAACAAGCCAAAGGUAUACUCAUGAUCUCAAUAAGCAUAUUUUGACACCUGAGAUCAAAAAGGCUUUGAAAAAGGAAUCGAGAUCAGGUCCAAAACCACAAGGGUUUAAGAAAGACGACAAGCAGAAAGCAAAUGGUUCACCUGCUUUGCAUUCUUCGUUGAGAUAUAAGAGCCCGGAUUAUAAAAUUCAGUAUAAUAAAGCAGCAAAAUCAUCGAAAUUUCUACCAAAGGAGAGCUCAGCGAAGCCUAAGGAGUCCCAGCAAUCCAAAAGAAAAGUUGAAUUUCUCACCACAUAUGCAUCGGAAGCAGAACAAGUAGAGCAGAUACAAGACUUAGAUACAGCCAGAAUAGCGAAGUUGUCUCAUAACUUGGAUAGAACAUUGUUUUCACCUGGAGUACAUUUCUUACAAGACCCUAGGACAAGGAUUUACAAUUUUACUCCAUACUUGAAAAAAAUAAUCAAAAUUGAAGAUUUUAAUUUUGAUGCUAUAGAAGCAUUUGUUAGUGUAUCAAAAGACGAAGUCUUGUUAAAGGUCGCGAGAGAGAAUAACAAGAAAUUUUACUCUUCGACGUCCUCUAUGACUUCAUCAUUAACACAAUUCUAUUAUUUAUUAAAUAACUAUAAUCCCGCUUCAGAGCAGAGGUUCAAUUUCCCUAAGUUCUCAGGAGCUAUUGAGAAGUUGGCUAGCAGUGUGAUAGUUUUUCCACGGGGUACUAAUGAUGAGACUGGCGAAUUAAUAUACUCUGUUGAAUCUGAUAAAUCAGCUGAUACAGAGAUUUUACUUUCAGCUAUGGGUCACUGUUUGGAGACUCUAUUGACUACUGAGGAAAACGAGUUUGACAAGUAUAAAUUACUGUAUAAAACUGAGGAAGUUAAUAAUCCCAAACCCCAGAAUGUAUACAACUAUGCGACAUAUGGCAGUUUCCUAAUGAGAUCACAGUUAGAUUGCUAUGAUGAAAGGUUACCAGGAAAUGGUACUUUUGAUCUCAAAACAAGAGCGGUCUGUGCUAUCAGGUAUGAUAGUGGAAAUCCUGACUUGGCAAAUAACACUUACCAAAUAUGGAAAUUAAAUGGAGAUGUUGAAUCGUUUGAGAGAGAAUUUAAAGACUUAAUUAGGACAGGGGCUCUUUUGAAGUAUGGGUUUCAAGCAAGGAUCGGCCAGAUGGAUGGGAUUUUCAUAGCAUAUCAUAAUAUCAAUUCUUUUUUUGGGUUUCAGUAUCUACCUUUGAGUGAAAUAGACAAUGUUUUUUAUAACCAUGAAAGGAUAGGAAAGCUUAGAUAUCAUAAUGUUCAAAACCUCGAAAAAGUGAAUGACGAUUUACCUUCAUAUAUUGCUGAUUUUCAGUUCAAAAUGUCCAUAGAGAUUUGGGAAAGCUUACUAAAGACAAUUAUAGGCGACAUUGAAGAUCCAUCUCCAUUCAGAGUCGUAAUGAAAUCCUUAAAGUCUCCUAGUACACAAAAACAUCGAUUACAUGUUUUCGUCGUACCUUUACAUACAGAUGAGGUCGCAGAACUACAAAAAUUUCCAUCUGUUUUCAAAACUAGUUUCAAAGAGGAUAUCACUCAAGAACAAAGGUUGAAAAAUCUAACAGCCCACCGAGACAAACUUAACUCUUUCAAUGAACUGACUUCAAAACAUAAACUAUUGUCUUAUGUCGUUGAUGUGGAACAUUUAUUUGGUAAUGAUGCUACAAUAGCGGCACAUACACACCCUUACCCUCAUUCUAAAGACCAGAAAUGGAGGAUUAAAUACACGAUUACUAAGUGCAAACCAGAUCCUAAAAAAUAUUUGGAUAUAUUAUCUUCAAUGUCCGGUAUGAUUGCAAGUACUUUCGAAAAGAGAAUGAAGAAGUCGAAUGCGAAAUUCACUUCGCCAAAGAAGAAUGGAGAGAUAGAUACAUCUGAAGUCAGUAAUAUACUUCAACUUUAUUCUGCUAUUGGAAGAGCCCGCGCUAAAAGAUGGGAAGAAAAGGACUCGAACCCAGUAAUAUACAAGCCAAAAUAA
Molecule: messenger RNA, 2244 nt
Organism: Priceomyces carsonii
Lineage: Eukaryota; Fungi; Ascomycota; Pichiomycetes; Serinales; Debaryomycetaceae
Gene: PET127
Product: Pet127p
Exons: 1
Coding region: 1-2244 (747 amino acids)
Biological process (GO): mitochondrial RNA 5'-end processing
Cellular component (GO): mitochondrion; mitochondrial envelope
Source: RefSeq, a predicted model, not a curated record